This is a messenger RNA of Apis dorsata (giant honeybee), 1166 nucleotides long. It is a transcript of the gene Prosbeta7, whose product is annotated as proteasome subunit beta type-4. NCBI's taxonomy places the organism in Eukaryota, Metazoa, Arthropoda, Insecta, Hymenoptera, Apidae. The transcript is spliced from 5 exons. The record is from RefSeq and is a predicted model, not a curated record. Bases 78 to 848 code for a protein of 256 amino acids. Gene Ontology annotation, cellular component: proteasome core complex.
UUUGUAAAGAACAAACUUAUCAAAUAUUCAGACUUCAGUUGAAUGACAUUUCAAUCUGUUUUAUACCUGUAAAAAACAUGGCGCUUAACAAAGCUGAUUGGCAAACUCCUGCACCAUUAUGGCAAAAUGGUCCAGUACCUGGUGCAUUUUAUCAUUUUCCGGGAAGUUCUACGCAUUUUGAAGUUGGAGGAUUCCAAAGAUCACAAGCACCAAUGACAACUGGUACAUCUGUAGUUGGAAUUCAAUUUAAAAAUGGUAUUCUCAUAGCAACAGAUAUUCUUGGAUCAUAUGGAUCAUUGGCUAGAUAUAGAAAUCUUGAACGUGUGAUGAAAGUGAAUGAUAAUAUUAUCCUUGGUGCAGGAGGAGAUUAUGCUGAUUAUCAAUGCUUAAAAAGCCACAUUGAAAGAAAAAUUGUUGAGGAAGAAUGUCUUGAUGAUGGUUUAUCUUUAAAACCAAAAGCUCUUCAUUGUUGGUUAACUCGAGUAUUAUAUAGUAGGAGAUCACAGUUUGAUCCAUUUUGGAAUAAUUUUAUUAUUGGAGGUUUAGAAGGGGAUAAAUUAUUUUUGGGUACUGUGGAUAAACUUGGUACAGCCUAUAGUGAUCCAGUAAUUGCAACUGGAUAUGGUGCAUAUAUGGCAACACCUAUUUUAAGAAAAGCUUAUGAAGAAAAUAAAGAAAUGAGUAAAGAGCAAGCAAUUGAACUUUUGUAUAAAGUAAUGCAAGUUCUUUAUUACAGAGAUGCACGGUCUUUUCCAAAGUAUCAAGUUGGAAUAAUCACAAGGGAAGAAGGUGUUGAAAUACAAGGACCAUUAACUUUAGAUAGUUAUUGGGGACCUGCUAUUAUGUAAAAAUAAAUAUAAAUAAUUUUUCUUAAUAAAAAUAUCUGUAACAAUUCUAAAUGAAUUUUUUCUAUACAAUUUUUAAUUAUAUUUUUGAAGCAAUAGAAAAUAUACACAAAAAGUAAAUUUAUAAGAUUAACGAGUUAAUACAUUACAACCAGUAUCAGUAACUAAUACAGUAUGUUCACAUUGUGCUGUUCUUGCAUUAUCUACUGUAACAGCAGUCCAUCCAUCUUCUAAAAUUUUAAUUUCUUCACUACCCUGACUUAAAACUGGUUCAAUAGUAAAUGUCAUUCCAGGUAACAUUUUUCCAUCAAAAUUAUUUGC